Messenger RNA from Anopheles darlingi, 2624 nucleotides. RefSeq lists its product as uncharacterized. The transcript is spliced from 4 exons. The record is from RefSeq and is a predicted model, not a curated record. The coding region runs from base 597 to 2624 and encodes 675 amino acids. NCBI's taxonomy places the organism in Eukaryota, Metazoa, Arthropoda, Insecta, Diptera, Culicidae.
GACCUUUUCAGUUCCGGUUCACGUUAAAAGACUCGCUGGAGGAGGAAGAACUCGCGGAACGGUGCUAGCCGGUGGACGUGCUAAUUUCUAUCACAAAUCGUGAAACGUAAAUCCCCAUCGUUUGGGGACAGUGCUCUGGUGGUGUGACUGAUGUUAUUCCGCAAAACCAGCACCGGCGCGUCGACUUUGUGUCAGUGAGAUCGGUCGGAAAGUGUUGUUAAAACUCGUUACGUUCGGCUGGAAAGUGCCAAAAAAGGAAGAAAUAAAAAUAGGAAUGCCAACGAUGACCAUCAUCAUUUGAAAUGUGUUUACGGUAAUUUGGAUGGUUGGGUCUUUAUGUGGGAAUGCAAUGUGUGAUCCAAACGAGUAGCGUGUGUCGUGUAGCUAAACAACAGUGAUUACUAUCAGUGCUGAAGAUAGCGACGACCACGGCGAGAGAGCCAGUGUUGUAUGUUGUGUGAAAACGGAGUGUGUGUCACCGAACUGAAUUCUGCGGAUUCGUAAGCCGUUACCGGAUACUUGACCUUCGGACGCGUUGAGCUCAACCAUCAGAAUGGGGUCCGUAAAGCGCUCCGAGGUGUUUACACCAUCCCGGCAUGAUGCGCAUCACCAGCAAUCGCACCGCCCCACCGGCGGCAACGGUGUCCGUUGGUGAGAAGCGAUCGAAACCAGCGUCCUGUGGUGAACCAUCACAACCCUCCCAUACUCCUGCCCAGGAUUCGCGCAAAGUGUCGGGCUUCAUACCGAGAUACUGGUUCGGUUGCAAACUAUCCUCCCGACAACCGACAGACGGCGAACAGUGCAAGCAGAGUACGCUCGAGGUGGAGCUAAGCAUCCCAAAGGCUAAGCGACCGAAACUACCAACAAACGAGCAGCCUCGUGAUCUAGUGUUAACCUUCAGCACCGCACCAUCAACACCGAGUAGUAACGAGGAUUCCACACCUGCGGUCCAGUGUCCCUCGUACAGCGUUCAGCGGUUGCGCCAGUUUUGGAACAAUCGUGUCCUGUCCGGGGCCACCGUUGAUCCGUUGAGUAGAAAGCAAAAGAGUGCCACUAUCGCCGGGAGCACCACUGGGUUCAGUGCCCAGCACCGGAAGUUAGCUUCUCCGCAGGCUUCGCUGCGGUUCCAGCGAAACGGUUCCAUCGGACGCUCCGGAAGGCGCCGGUCGUUGCUCACGCUUGAUAAGCAGCAGGACCGAGGUGCCGAAGCUGGCGGUAACGGCAAACGAUCGUCCAAUGCGGCACUGCUCAGCCCGAACCGUGAUCCGACCCUCGAGAAGCGAAAGUGUGGCGGCAGUGGCGGUGCCACGACGAUUGCCGUGGGUGUUGUGCCGGCGGCCGGUGUACGCGAUACAUUCCCGCUUGCGACGGCCAACCCAUUAGGGAACCAACUUCACUGGGCCCGACGAACGGAGGUGCUCGGUAUUAGGGAAUUGUCACGCGAAGAAAAGCAACAGCAGCAACAGCAACCGGUCAAGAUGCCACUCCGGGUGGAGCACUACGUCAACAAUUACAUCGGUGUGGACAUACAGAGUGUGCCGGAUGAUCGGACGACGGGUGCGGAUGAUGGAACAUUGCAACAGGCCACCGCAGAGUCGUCACGCAAGCCAGUUCCGACGGUGGUGGUCGAUUCCCCGGUUGCACCCCCGGAGGAGGAAUCACUUCCUCCACCUCACCCUUCGGCGGCGACAGUGGCCACUACAUCGCUCGGUCGCAAGUGCAGCACGCCGACACGCAAGAUCAGCUUCCUGAACAACAUCUCGCCGUACAACCGGCGGCUACUGGCCGGUAAUGGCACGAAGGUGGCCGCCCUAACCAGCAAAUUCAACCAAAUGAUACAACAGGACGCGAGCCUGCUGGAACAGGUGAAGCGCCGCGGUGGCUACCUUCACAAGUCCGGUAACGUGGCCUACAAGGUGCUGGAGGAUACCGGUGGUGGUGGUGGUGCUGCCAGUUCGUCGGGAGUGAACGAGCUGUACGGUUUCGCCAGUACAUCCCGUAACGGUAGCCUCGGUCGGUCGAGCUUACGCAAACGGAACUCCAGCUCUGGCCAGCAGACCGGAACAUCAGGCGCAGCAGCAGCAGCAGCAGCAGCAGCAUCACCUUCAGCUGGCAACCACCGGAUGGACGAAAGCUCGGACGAGAUAAGCUCGGUUUCGAGCAAAAACUCUUCGCUCCGCCGUACGGGCGUUCGGAAGCGGCCCAGCCUACGCAAAAAUAUCUACCGACGCCCGGAAUGGGCCGAAUCGGGCCACCGCAACUCAUCGCCCGGGGUUCGCAAAAUGCUCGAGAUGUUCGAAUCAGCCGCCGGGCGCAAAUCGGACGGCGGUGACACUGGCAAACCGCCACCGGGGAAAACCAAACCGAAGGUACCGGACAAAAGCGAACAGGUGCUGCAGAAGACGAAGGCGGGACCGCUCGUGAAGGAGAAGAAAUCGGUGGUGGUGGUGGUGGCCAAGGAGAGUGUGCCAAGCCGCGCCACAAACAUCAAAGAAAUGGUCAAGGAGGCGACGGCGGAGGAUGAUUGUGAGAGUGUGGUGGAUGGUAACGUAGAGACGACCACCGUAACAACAGAAACAACCUCAGUAGACGACGCGCAACAACCAGAAUCCAGGUCGAAGUAA